CCCGCUCGAGUUUCAAUGCGCGUUGUUGUUGGACGAAGCUGAGCCCUAUACACCACCCGCUGUUCUACUGAUCAUGGCUACUCCAAGUUCCUUCACCUGCUACUGCCCUUCAUCUUCCUCUCCUGUCUGGUCAGAGCCACUAUACUCUCUAAGGCCCGAGCACGCGAGGGAGCGGUUGCAAGACGACUCGGUGGAAACAGUCACGUCCAUAGAACAGGCAAAGGUGGAAGAAAGGAUCCAAGAGGUCUUCAGUGCUUACAAGUUCAACCACCUUGUACCAAGGCUGGUGUUGCACAGGGAGAAGCACUUCCACUACCUGAAAAGAGGCCUUCGACAGCUGACAGAUGCCUACGAGUGUCUGGACGCCAGCCGCCCGUGGCUCUGCUAUUGGAUCCUGCACAGCUUGGAACUGCUGGACGAACCCAUCCCCCAGAUGGUGGCGGCAGAUGUGUGUCAGUUCCUGGAGCUGUGUCAAAGCCCAGACGGCGGCUUUGGAGGGGGCCCUGGCCAGUACCCACACCUUGCACCCACAUACGCGGCAGUCAAUGCCCUGUGCAUCAUUGGCACUGAGGAGGCCUAUGACGUCAUUAACAGGGAGAAGCUUCUUCAGUAUUUGUACUCUCUGAAGCAGCCCGACGGCUCUUUCCUCAUGCACGUUGGAGGUGAGGUGGAUGUGAGAAGUGCGUACUGUGCCACCUCGGUAGCUUCUCUGACCAACAUCGUCACUCCAGACCUCUUCGAGGGCACUGCCGAAUGGAUAGCAAGGUGUCAGAACUGGGAAGGGGGAAUUGGCGGGGUGCCAGGGAUGGAAGCCCACGGUGGUUACACGUUCUGUGGCCUGGCCGCACUGGUCAUCCUCAAGAAGGAACGUUUCUUAAACUUGAAGAACUUGUUGCAAUGGGUGACAAGCCGGCAGAUGCGGUUUGAAGGUGGAUUCCAGGGCCGCUGUAACAAGCUGGUGGAUGGCUGCUACUCCUUCUGGCAGGCAGGGCUCCUACCCCUCCUCCACCGGGCACUGCAUGCUCAAGGUGACCCUGCCCUCAGCAUGAGCCACUGGAUGUUCCAUCAGCAGGCCCUGCAGGAAUACAUUCUCAUGUGCUGCCAGUGCCCCGCCGGGGGGCUUCUGGACAAGCCUGGCAAGUCGCGGGACUUCUACCACACCUGCUACUGCCUGAGCGGCCUGUCCAUAGCUCAGCACUUCGGCAGUGGAGCCAUGUUGCACGACGUGGUCCUGGGUGUGCCCGAAAACGCUCUGCAGCCCACCCACCCUGUGUACAACAUCGGCCCGGACAAGGUGAUCCAGGCCACCAUGCACUUUCUGCAGAAGCCAGUCCCAGGCUUCCAGGAGCACGAGGGUGAGGCAACGGCAGAGCCUUCCGCCGACUAGAGGACCCGAGGGGCCCGAGUCCCUGUGUGCACCGCAGCUCCGUUUCACCUGCUCAGGCCGAGGAUUACACGUGGCGAUACACACUGCAUUCUCUGCUGCACAGGCCUCGGCCACUGCGAGCUGUGCUUGCCCGUUCUUGUCCAACAGAACAAAACCGAUGACUCUGGGUUUGGAGAACACAGUGACGUGGUUUUAAACAAAUUCUUUCCACUCCUGACAAGCCAAAAAUCCAUCAGCACGUGCAGCAUCUAAACCCACUUGGGCCUGGCCAGGGUUGGUUGGGGAACAGUACACGCUGGGAGGAGGCAGCCCCUCCCCACCAGCUCUCCGGCCAGGACAGUUCUGUGGAAAUGAAUGACGUCCACGAGUAUGAGUAUGAGCAUCUACUGCCGGGACUCCCGCUUGCACGCCACCACUAAGUCGCCAGGACGGUGCCCUCCCCUGGGCAAAUAGGGCAAAUAAAUCUGCUCCGUGGCAAGAUGAAUUUUCCAGAGAAAGAAACCAUGGAGGAGCCCAAGGCUCUCGCCUUCCUCGUUUGCACUGGAAAAGGGCCGGGCUGGGGGAGAGCUGUCUCCUUGAGUCGUGAGUCCCUCCUCCUCCACACAGGAGAACCGAGCCACACGUCUCGGGAAGGCCACGCUUAGUGUGCGGGCAGGAUUUGCUUCAGCCCCAGGUGUGGGAAACCAAUUAUGAGUGGAAAAUUAAUGUCGAAUUCAACUCUGUGCCAGAGGAAGCAGCCCGGGGCCCACGCCCUCACCCCACCCCAUCAUGUACCGUGAAAAACCCCCCUGAUGGCUGCAAGGCAGCGCCUGCAGCCUGUGGCCAAUUCUGCGCGGUUUCCAUCUUUUUCCACCGAGCCCCAGCCCAUGCUGUUCAAAGACAGUGUUGUCUUCUCUCAUCCAGAGUAUUAAUAACUACUAAGUCUUUCACCUUAAUUUCCAACUCAGGAUUUUUUUCACAUUCUGCCCACUCCAGGCUCAGAGAAAUAAAAUCAAGUGCUAGAGGCAGGGCCGAGUGCCGCCUGGUGUGUUAGGCCUCCGCUGCUCACACAGAACCCUGGUCAGUGGGGCGUCGAGUUGGGUCGUCUGUCCACUGCUGUGGUCACAGCAAGCUCCAUGUCGCUGACCUGGCUUUCACAUGGGCAGGCAUGGGCUGUGGGCAGAUGAGAGCUCAGAGUUGCAGCCUGAGGCUCUUCUCAAACACUCUGGCCAUUGGCUGCCUCUAAUUCCCUGUUGCUUUGGUGUAUUGGACUAUGUAUUAUCUCCCUGAAAUAAUAAAGGAAUAACAUUUUC
Molecule: messenger RNA, 2679 nt
Organism: Artibeus jamaicensis (Jamaican fruit-eating bat)
Lineage: Eukaryota; Metazoa; Chordata; Mammalia; Chiroptera; Phyllostomidae
Gene: FNTB
Product: farnesyltransferase, CAAX box, beta
Exons: 12
Coding region: 74-1387 (437 amino acids)
Biological process (GO): protein farnesylation
Cellular component (GO): protein farnesyltransferase complex
Molecular function (GO): protein farnesyltransferase activity
Source: RefSeq, a predicted model, not a curated record